Glycine soja is the source of this 4971-nucleotide messenger RNA. RefSeq names its product FT-interacting protein 7-like. The record is from RefSeq and is a predicted model, not a curated record. The transcript has 3 exons. Lineage: Eukaryota; Viridiplantae; Streptophyta; Magnoliopsida; Fabales; Fabaceae. Bases 1777 to 4797 code for a protein of 1006 amino acids.
UAGCCACUCCUACGGCUGUCAUGGUUGGUACUGGAGUUGGUGCAACACAAGGUAUGUUGAUCAAAGGGGGCAAGCAUUAGAAAAUGCACACAAGACCCACUGGCAUGACCAUGAUAUGAGACAAAGACACCAAUGCUAAAGCCUGUUGGAAGAAAAGGCCAUUUCUUAAAGUCUGGAAAACAAAGAUAAAAGGCAAGAUGCACAUAUGGAGAUUGUUGUGGCAAUAAUGGCCGAAUUAAAUACUGGAGAUGGCAUUACAAAGUCAAUGGAGCCCAUGACGUUUAGCCCAACUUGAAAGGGGAACUCCAUGCUGCAAUUAAAGGCGUCGUUUAAUAUUUCCCCAUCACAUUAAUGACUCAUGUCAUGCUAGCGCAAAGUCAUUGGUUAUUUAUCAGUAAACUCCCUUAAUUUUAAAAUCCAAUUAACUAUUAGAAAUCAAAAAAUAACAUUACUUGUAAACAGUCUAAAGACGAAAAUACCAACAGACACAAAUACUAGUCGCUGUUCCUUAACCAAGGAAUUUAUGAUUCAAAUCCUAAUCUUAAUAUAAAAUAAAUAAUAUUGAAAAAAUAUUUAUCUAAUGCGCACUCACGAAAAAUUAAUCACAACUAUAGAGUGAAUAGUUAAUAGUAAUACCAUGUUCUAUAAGCCGUUUUUUGGAAGUUGGUAAGUUCAAAUAGAUUUAUACAAAAGAAAUAGUAGAGUGCUACGAGCCUAGUCAGCAGCAGCUUAUGUGCACUUUGGGUUGGAUACGAAUGAGAUGUGAUGCGAGGUGACAUACAUAAGAUAAGAUGAAGAUGGGCGCAAUGCGCAUGGUAGCAUUAGCAGUUACCAGAGAAGAGAAACGAAAGUUACGAAACUAUAAAUAGAAAAGGGACGAGUCAGAGUCAGAAGCUGAAGCACGGGUAGCCUUUGUCUUUUACACCUUGCAUUGGAGACAGUGUCUGUCUGUGUUGUUGUUGGCAUUCACCUCUCAGAACUUAGUAAUAUAAUGCCAUUGUGUUUGUUUGUGGUCACCCAUUCUAUUCUAUUUCUAACCUGACCAGUGACUGUGAGCACCAACCACUUCUUUUCCCUCCUCCUCUCCCACUCAAACACAAACACGCCUUUUUAUUUUUUUUUGUUGCUUCCUCCUCGUCACUUCCACCAUAAACGAGGUAUUCUUAACUAAGAUCUUGUUUUAAGAAGCAGAUCCACUACAUAGUCCAUACUGCAACUUUUUCUCUCCUUUUCUAAUUUUUUUUAAUCUUUUACUGUUAUUUAAGAGCCUUCAUUUUUUUAUCAUCGUGCAUGAUGUUGUUGUUAAGUCAUACUAGUAUUUGUUUAUUUAUUUUCUUUUAAAUUUGUGGGAUGAGUCCAUUCACCUACGCAAAGCUCAUGUGUGCGUGCCGUGUUUAAUGGAUCACUAACUUGGAGCUGAAAAAGCAUGCAAUGCCACAUGCUCAUUUCUUUAAAUGCGUGUUACAUAACAACGGGUUUGCACUUGAGCUAGAUUUAUGAAGAAGUAAAUUUUGACCCCCAUUUUGCUUUUCUCCUGCUAAGCCUCAUAUUUGCUUAUAGUUUGGUUUGGUGCUCGCUAACUCUACUCUUAUUUCUAGUGGCUUUGCAUUGAUCCAUCCCAUUGCUCACUGAACAGAAAAAAGAACAAAUCUUGUUGAACUUGUUACUCGUUUAGAUCCCUUGCAAAUCUGCUCUCCAAGGUAUCUACAGUUAUCGAGUUGUUCCCACUAGCCAAAAUCUCAUUUGGAAAUAGAAACCUGACUGCCACAUUCAAUUAUGAACAACUUCAAGUUAGGGGUAGAUGUGGUUAGUGCUCACAAUCUAUUACCCAAAGAUGGGCAAGGUUCAUCCAAUGCCUUUGUGGAACUUUACUUUGAUGGACAAAAGUACCGUACGACCAUCAAAGAAAGGGAUCUUAACCCAGUUUGGAAUGAGAGCUUCUACUUCAAUAUAUCUGACCCUUCUAAUCUUCACUAUAUGGCACUUGAUGUCUAUAUCCACUGCCACACCAAAGCUACUAACUCCACUUCUUUUCUUGGCAAGGUUAGCCUUACCGGGACUUCUUUUGUCCCUUACUCUGAUGCAGUUGUCUUGCACUAUCCAUUGGAGAAGCGUGGUAUUUUCUCUCGUGUAAGAGGAGAGAUUGGCCUUAAAGUUUACAUCACUAAUGAUCCAACCAUAAAAUCAUCCAUUCCAACUCCUGUUGUUGAGUCCAUGCCAACAAAUUAUUCAAGCUCAACACAUUCAGAAGUUCGAGCACCUGCAAGCACAAUGACAAACAGUUUGCCGAAUGAAAAGGUUGAGUCAAGACACACAUUUCAUCAUCUCCCUAACACAAACCAUCACCAGCACCAACAGCACUCCUCUGGCUUUGCAGAUACUCAUUAUGUAACAAAGUAUGAAGCUGAUGCAAUGAAAUCUGAACCACAGCCUAUGAAACUAGUACGCACUGCUACAUCAGUACAACCAGUUGAUUUUGCACUUAAAGAAACAAGUCCAUAUCUUGGUGGGGGAAGAGUUGUUGGUGGUCGUAUUGUUCAUAAAGACAAGACUGCUAGUACAUAUGAUCUUGUGGAAAGGAUGUACUUUCUGUAUGUCAGAGUUGUCAAGGCUCGUGAGCUUCCUGCUAUGGAUGUUACUGGUAGCCUUGAUCCAUUUGUUGAGGUGAGAAUUGGAAAUUACAAAGGUAUUACCAGACACUUCGAUAAGAAUCAGAGUCCUGAAUGGAAUCAGGUGUUUGCAUUUUCAAAGGACCGGAUGCAAGCAUCUGUACUUGAUGUUGUGAUCAAGGACAAGGAUCUCAUCAAAGAUGAUUUUGUAGGCAUUGUGAGGUUUGACAUCAAUGAGGUUCCUUUGAGAGUACCACCAGAUAGCCCUUUGGCUCCAGAGUGGUACCGCCUUGAGGACAAGAAAGGAGAGAAGAAUAAAGGUGAGUUGAUGCUUGCUGUCUGGAUUGGUACUCAAGCAGAUGAGGCUUUUUCUGAUGCAUGGCAUUCAGAUGCCGCCACUCCUGUUGACAGCACACAUGCGAUCUCUGCAGUGAUGCGUUCAAAGGUCUAUCAUGCACCAAGGUUAUGGUACGUGCGUGUCAAUGUUGUGGAGGCGCAAGACUUGGUUCCUACAGAGAAAAACCGUUUCCCUGAUGUGUAUGCCAAGGUGCAGAUAGGAAACCAAGUGCUGAAAACAAAGACAGUUCCAGCACGAACACUAAGCGCACUCUGGAAUGAAGAUCUUUUGUUUGUUGCUGCUGAACCUUUUGAAGACCAUUUAAUUAUUUCAGUUGAAGAUCGGGUUAGUCCAGGAAAAGAUGAGAUCAUUGGGAGGAUCAUCAUACCACUGAACUCCGUGGAAAGGCGUGCAGAUGAUAGAAUCAUUCAUUCUAGAUGGUUCAACCUGGAAAAGCCAGUUGCUAUAGAUGUUGAUCAGUUGAAGAAAGAAAAGUUCUCAAGCAGAAUUCAGCUCCGGUUAUGUUUAGAUGGAGGAUAUCAUGUUCUUGAUGAGUCAACUCAUUACAGUAGCGACCUCCGCCCGACAGCAAAGCAGCUGUGGAAGCCACCAAUUGGGGUUUUAGAACUUGGAGUGCUGAAUGCUGUAGGACUCCAUCCAAUGAAAACAAGGGAUGGUAGGGGCACAUCUGACACAUACUGUGUAGCAAAAUAUGGUCACAAAUGGGUCAGAACAAGGACCAUUGCUGAUAAUCUGUGUCCAAAAUACAAUGAGCAAUACACUUGGGAGGUUUUUGAUCAUGCCACGGUUCUUACAGUUGGUGUAUUUGACAACAGCCAGCUCGGGGAAAAAGCUAAUGGUUCUUCAAAGGACUUGAAAAUUGGGAAGGUCAGAAUUCGCAUCUCUACACUGGAAACAGGCAGGAUUUACACUCACUCAUAUCCAUUGUUGGUUCUUCACCCAACCGGGGUUAAGAAGAUGGGUGAACUUCACUUGGCAAUACGGUUUUCAUGCACUUCUUUUGCAAACAUGCUUUACCUAUACUCACGACCACUGCUGCCCAAAAUGCACUACGUAAGGCCAUUCUCUGUGACGCAGCUAGACAUGCUGCGUCACCAAGCAAUGAACAUAGUGGCUGCUAGACUUGGCCGGGCAGAGCCACCACUUCGCAAAGAAGUGGUGGAAUACAUGUCAGAUGUGGACUCCCACCUUUGGAGCAUGCGGAGAAGCAAGGCGAAUUUCUUCAGACUGAUGACUGUCUUCUCUGGUGUGUUUGCAGUUGGAAAAUGGUUUGGUGAUAUCUGCAUGUGGAGGAAUCCUAUCACAACAGUGCUGGUUCAUGUGCUCUUUCUCAUGCUUGUUUGCUUCCCAGAAUUGAUCCUUCCCACUAUUUUUCUGUACAUGUUCUUGAUAGGGGUAUGGAACUUCAGGUAUAGACCAAGGUACCCUCCUCACAUGAACACAAGAAUCUCACAAGCUGAGGCAGUGCACCCGGAUGAGUUAGAUGAAGAGUUUGACACAUUCCCUACGAGUCGUAGCCCGGACCUAGUGAGAAUGAGGUACGAUCGCUUGAGGAGUGUGGCUGGAAGGAUUCAAACAGUGGUUGGUGAUUUGGCCAGCCAGGGAGAGAGGAUUCAGGCACUGUUAAGCUGGAGAGACCCGCGUGCUACAUCCAUAUUUAUUACAUUGAGUCUCCUAUCUGCGUUGGUGCUCUAUGUUACUCCUUUUCAGGCUGUGGCUGGUUUGGCAGGGUUUUACAUCAUGAGGCAUCCCAGAUUUCGCCACAGGCUGCCAUGUACCCCAGUCAACUUCUUCCGGCGCCUCCCUUCAAGAACAGAUACCAUGUUAUAGGUAAGUGAUUUUUCAAACCAGUUUUUUUUUCUCCUUUUUAUUGUUUUAUCUGGUAUUCGCUGUGUUUUAAUUUUGUAACGCUAUAGUUUGUGAUACUCCCUAGCAAGCUCAAGAUUUGUAUGUGGAUUAUAAUUCUUUUUCUUCUAUUUCUAAUGUUUUGGGCUUUGACUUGCA